AUCAUGUAGUCACCUGACCUCCCAGCAUCACGUGACCUGGUACGUCCUUAAAUGUUAAAAGUAAUCAAAAAGGCCUUUCUUAAGUUUUUGACAAUUCCUUAAGGCUGGGUUCACGAGUAAACAGGCAAAGAACCAUGAGUUCUGGAGUUGGCACUCCAGAAGACCUCAAGCAAAGUCCUCAGAGUGCUGCAGAGGACCCGGACUUACAAGACGUUUCUGGAACUGAAUCUUCCAUCUUGUAUCUUCUCCAGGAGGCCACAAAGCUUGCUACACAUUCAAACCAGUACAGUAAAAUGGCAACUGAGGAACUUGUUACCCACUCCAAAGGGGAUAUUGCAUCUUCAACUUUUUUUUCAAAUCAAAACACUCUAAAAGCAGUAUCAGAAACACAGCCUAGCUUAACAGGGUCCUUCUCCCUGCUAAAUAAUGUUCAGACCAGCAGUCCAUGGGAGGUGAUGAGUCUAAUAAACCUUCAGUGUGAGAGGCUGCUGCAUUGUAGACAAACACCUGAAGAAGAUGGAGAUUCUUAUACAUCAAGUGCAACAGAUGAGGCUGAAUGCACAGAUGUCAUGGAAUGCGCUUCGUUUGGUUCAACUGACCCAACUGAGCCCCACAAAUGUGAACUGAGCUCCACAGUGACCUCUAGACAAAUCACAGCUGAGCAUGAUGCCAAGUCUGAUCUCUUUAGCUCUGAGCCACAUGUAAUAGAUGGCACCAUUUCAAAUUCGACUGUAGAUGAACUUAAUGAGGGGGCAAAAAUGAGUGCCAUUGAGGAUCUUGCAGAGCUUAUAUCUAAAAACACAGCAGAUAUCUUUAGCAAUGUUGGCGUAGUAAGUGAAGAAAGCAGUACGUAUUGUCCUAUAGUUGAAACAUCUAUGGACACUAGCCAUCAGCCUCUAUUACAGUUUCCUUUGAACACCCAAGAAGGAGAAACAUCUUGUGCUACAUCCAUGUCAGAGACUACACAAAGCUCAAGCCCUGAGAUAAGCUCUGUUGACUUCACAUCUUCUCUGGUUGAUGAAAAAGAUGACAACUCCAGUAUGUGUUUCUCUUUCAGUUCUUGUGAAAAUUCAGAGCUUCAGAGUUUACCACAGCCACACCAACAAGAUAGUGCUGGCGUCCUUAUAUAUAGAACUGAUUUGAACAAUAAUCUGGAGGAGAAUAAGGAUGACAGUCUCCUGGAGCUGGAGGUGGACCAGGCCACACCUUCUGCUCCACACAGUGGAGACAAUUGUAGGAGAACACCCAGAAAGCAGGCACACCCUGAGCGCAGCCCUGAUCUCCAGAACCCGGAGCUCCAAGGGGUGACCUUCAGCAUGCACACAGAGCUGGACAGAAGCACUGACCAGUGUCGGCUACUUAUCACCUCCAACUACAGUGAGGUGUGCAGGCGAAGCAGGAGAAUCAGACGCAGCAGGUCCAGAUCACUGCAGAGCUUCCAAUGCACCAGCAGCUCAGAAGAAGAGAGUGACCCAGCCAGCCUGUCCAAGAAGAUCUGUGCAUCAUGCUGCACAAGGAAGACUCCUUUAUGGCGUGAUGCAGAGGAUGGGACUCCACUCUGCAAUGCUUGUGGGAUUAGGUAUAAGAAAUACCGUGUGCGCUGUCAGCAGUGUUGGAAUAUUCCCAAAAAGGAAGCCAACUCUAACUCCAAAUGUCUGAAGUGUGGAGAUCUGCUCCAGCUUGCUGCUCAAAACAAACGGGCUGGCUGGUAAGAACUGGUUAUUGCUAAAGAGUUUGUUUGCAGAAUUCUGUCUCUUUCUCCAUGAGGAUCUUUUGUAUUGGGGAUCCUGGAACUGUAGCAAGGUUAUGGAGUCACAUUGGGUCUUCCUUCUAAUCAUUAAGUUGUUGUCCGUUGCUUCUCCAAUGCACUUAUUGGACAACAGUGUGUGAUGAUCAGAUCUAGUCAUUUUCUCCAUUUAAUGCUUUCUUUCUGUGAUUUACAAGAGAUGUUGACAGUUGAUUAGUGGCUGGAAUGGAUCUAGGAAUGUAAACGUGAAUUAGACUGGUCUCAUAAAGCUUCUAAUAAAUUAACGAUACCUAAAAGUAUGUUUAUUAUUCUAUGUAUAUACACAGAAUGUUGUUAUACAUUGUUUUUUUGUGACACGAUGUGAAUCUGGCUGUUCUUUACCUUUUGUCCAAAUGUCAUGAUGAAUGGACCAAUAGAAUUGCUUGGGGAAAAUAGUUUUCCAUUUACAUCCAUUUAGCGUUAAAAAAAAUAUUUAUGGCAUAUUUCUCAUCAAAACGCUUUGUAGUAUGCUGGCUGUAUUGGUGUGACUGAAUUUGCACUUUCUUUAGACUGUAUUUGAUGUGAUGUAUAAAGUCAAUUUAGGCCUUAGGAGUGUAUCAUCUGUUCUUGUGGACAAGUGUUUCUUUCUUUUGUUCUUUAUUAAUUUAUUUAUUCUUUUUCUUUGUCUUUUGGCCUUUUCCUGUGAUCAGUCUUGGUGUGAUCAGUUAUAUUGAUAUAUUUAUUUCCAAAAUGAUUCUGUAAGUUUGGUUAAGAAUUAAAUUGUACUGUUUAAAACUA
Molecule: messenger RNA, 2524 nt
Organism: Astyanax mexicanus (Mexican tetra)
Lineage: Eukaryota; Metazoa; Chordata; Actinopteri; Characiformes; Acestrorhamphidae
Gene: zglp1
Product: zinc finger GATA like protein 1
Exons: 5
Coding region: 135-1712 (525 amino acids)
Biological process (GO): regulation of transcription by RNA polymerase II; spermatogenesis; oocyte development
Cellular component (GO): nucleus
Molecular function (GO): zinc ion binding; sequence-specific DNA binding
Source: RefSeq, a predicted model, not a curated record